Fusarium pseudograminearum CS3096 is the source of this 720-nucleotide messenger RNA. RefSeq lists its product as uncharacterized. The record is from RefSeq and is a predicted model, not a curated record. Bases 1 to 720 code for a protein of 239 amino acids. Gene Ontology annotation, molecular function: hydrolase activity, hydrolyzing N-glycosyl compounds. Gene Ontology annotation, biological process: cytokinin biosynthetic process. NCBI's taxonomy places the organism in Eukaryota, Fungi, Ascomycota, Sordariomycetes, Hypocreales, Nectriaceae. Gene Ontology annotation, cellular component: cytosol. The transcript has 2 exons.
AUGACUGCCGAUAGCACAAUCCCAUCGCAAGCUGCCGUCGCCUCACAAAACACAUCAAACGGCCAACCUCGAACCAAGAUCUGCGUCUACUGCGGUUCUGCCCCAGGUGCGAGUCCUGCUCAUAUUGAAGCUGCUCGCGCACUUGGAAAGGCCAUGGCUGAGAACAACAUUGACUUAGUUUACGGAGGUGGAACUGUCGGACUUAUGGGCGAGGUGGCGAAGAGCCUUUGCGCCAUCAAUGGCCCUGAUUCUGUUCAUGGCAUCAUCCCCGAGGCUCUGGUCAAGUAUGAGCGAGACGGCACUUAUGGAACUGUCAACGAGCACAACCACAUUGUGCCUGAGGAGUCUGUCUACGGUCGCACAACGGUCGUCAAGGACAUGCACACUCGAAAGAAGCUCAUGGCCGAAGAGGUCUUUGCUGGUGGUCCCGGCAGCGGUUUCAUCGGAUUGAGCGGUGGAUUUGGUACCAUGGAGGAGAUUUUCGAGACAACCACUUGGAACCAGCUCGGAAUCCACAACCGUGGCAUUGUUCUACUCAACAUUGAAGGUUAUUGGGACGGUAUCGUUCAGUGGAUGGAUCGUGCUGCUGAGCAGGGCUUUGUUAAGCCUGCCAACAAGGACAUUCUGGUGAAUGCCGAUACCCCUGAAGGUGCAAUCCAGGCUCUCCGUGACUACAAGGUUUCGGAUGCCAUCUACCAACUCCAAUGGGGUAGUCAGUAA